CCUUGUCAAAACCCUUAUCCUAACCCUCAAUUUAUUAUUUCGUUCGCCCACCACCAUUCCAAGUCAGUCAGGUCACCCACCUCGUUGGAUCAAGCUGCGCUUUUUUCUCAUCCGACUCUUGCCACACCGGUCGUUUUCUUCCCUCCCUUUUGCUUUUCCCCUUUCUUUCCAAUUUCUGUCUUCCUUGUCACUCAGCCGUCCCCUCCCCCCCCCCAAAAAAAAACCGACCACAAGCGACUCCGUUGCAACGAUGGCGGGUAUUUUCCGGACAAUAUAUGACUGGCUCUUGAGGAUGUUUUGGGCGACAGAAAUGGAUGUCACGAUGAUCGGCCUCCAGAAUGCAGGAAAAUCGUCCUUGUUGCGUGUGCUAGCGGGAGGCGAGUUCACUGUAGAUUCUAUCCCCACCAUUGGGUUCAAUACCAAACGGGUUCAAAAGGGCCAUGUGACUCUCAAAUGCUGGGAUCUAGGAGGUCAGCCGCGCUUCCGACCGAUGUGGGAGAGGUACUGUCGGGGGGUAAAUGCGAUAGUGUAUAUUGUCGACGCAGCGGACAAGGCUGCGCUCCCCAUCGCUACCGAGGAGUUACAUGAUCUGAUGAGCAAGCCCACGCUCGACGGAAUCCCUCUGUUGGUGCUAGGAAACAAAUCCGAUCUCCCGAAUAAGCUGUCGGUUGACGAACUCAUCGAUCGGAUGAACCUUAAGUCGAUAACGCGGCGCGAAGUGAGCUGCUACGGGAUUAGUGCAAAAGAAGAGACAAACCUCGACGCUGUCCUGCAUUGGUUAAUCGCUCGAUCCAGUCGAUAGCCAGCUAACGACAAGGCCCACGACGAGCUGCAUUGAAGGUCGGGCGAGCUGGUUCUUUCCUACAUCUUCUCCCAUCAUUCAUGAUCGCCCUUAACCCUUGUAGAUUCCCCCCUCCCCCCAAAGCAUUGUGGCUCUCGGCCCGUAUGUAAUGAUGUC
This is a messenger RNA of Aspergillus ochraceoroseus IBT 24754, 958 nucleotides long. RefSeq names its product ADP-ribosylation factor-like protein. Gene Ontology annotation, cellular component: lysosomal membrane. The record is from RefSeq and is a predicted model, not a curated record. Gene Ontology annotation, biological process: protein transport. The coding region runs from base 251 to 802 and encodes 183 amino acids. The transcript has 6 exons. Gene Ontology annotation, molecular function: GTPase activity; GTP binding. NCBI's taxonomy places the organism in Eukaryota, Fungi, Ascomycota, Eurotiomycetes, Eurotiales, Aspergillaceae.